AUGUUGGCAACAAAAGACUUCAGUCGUGAUAAUUGGAGAGGAGAAGGUAGCUUUGGCAAUAUCUACACAGGACAUCUUUCUAAACGUUGGCACAAUUGCACCAUUGCCAUAAAAACCCAUGAUACCCAAGGUCACCAAGGAUAUGAAGAGUUCCAUACUAGCUUAAAUUUAUUUUUAACUUCUUCCAUGAAAACAUCAUCCCUUUCGUUGGACCCACAUAAGAGGAAUUGUCUAACAUGGGCACACCGCCUCAAGAUCUGCUUAGGAGCAGCAAGGGGACUCAACUACCUUCACUCAAACGGAGUAAUACACAGAGACAUCAAGAGCGGGAAAAUAUUGCUAGAUAAAAAUAUGGAAGCUAGAAUUUGUGACUCUGGUUUGUCAAAAAAGAACUUUAAAAAUCAGCAAGGUACCCACAUCUAUACUAAAGCUGCAGGUACCAACUUUUAUUUGGACCCUUUUUACGGAGAAAGUGGCAUUCUUCGUAGAGUGUCGGACGUGUACUCAUUUGGUGUAGUAUUGUUUGAAAUCUUGAGUGGGAUUAUGGCUUAUGAAAUGAGGAGCAUAGGAAAUGGUAAGCCAAAACUUCUGAUGAAUUUGGUCGGACAAUUAUAUGAUAACAAAUUGGAAACGUUACUUGAUCCCUGUAUAGCAAAUCAAAUUGAUAGUCGUUCUUUUCAUACCUUCAAAGAAGUUGCGUAUAAGUGCAUAAGCCACAUUUCCCAGGAACGUCCAACAAUGGACAUAAUCAUCGAGAGAAUUGAGGAUGCAAUGGAUUUUCAUGUAAGCUCUUUGAUUAAAUUCUUUUGA
Lactuca saligna is the source of this 810-nucleotide messenger RNA. The record is from the annotation of a GenBank genome assembly. NCBI's taxonomy places the organism in Eukaryota, Viridiplantae, Streptophyta, Magnoliopsida, Asterales, Asteraceae.